GACAAUGUUGUAGUGUAUUUGCUAAUUUUUUUUAGAAGUCAGCCUCCUGGCUGUAAUGUUACUUUGGCUCCUUGCCGGAAGCCGUUGGUCACUGAAAAGAACAGCCUGAUGCAGAAGUAGCAGAGGAAGGCAUAUAUGUUUCCACUCUAGAAGAGCAACACCAUGGAAAAAAGAAUCAUUCCUGACCAAAUCAAAGACAAAUCACUUUCCCAAGACAAAAGUGUUGGGCCACUUCCUGCCAAAAGAAUACAUCCUACUUUUUCAAAGUUAAAGCUAUUUCUUGGGGCACUAGCAUUUUCCUUUUUUGCAAAAGGACUUUCUGGAAGCUAUGUAAAAAGCAUAUCAACUCAAAUUGAAAGGAGAUUUGAAAUCCCAUCAUCACUUCUUGGUAUUAUUGAUGGUAGCUUUGAGAUAGGUAACUUAAUGGUGAUGAUACUGGUGAGUUAUCUUGGACCAAAAGUUCACCGACCAAAAGUAAUUGCUGUUGGAUGUCUCAUCAUGUCACUUGGAACAUUUUUAUCAGUGAUGCCUCAUUUCCUAAUGGGACGUUAUAAUUAUGAAAGAAUAUCAGUUUCUAUCAACAACUCCUCAACAAGUGUAUCAGCAUGCUCCCCAACAUUAUCUUUGCAUCCUUCAGCUUCAGAUGAUAUGGAAGCAGCUGAAGAGCUGAAAGAUUCUGAAUGUGAGAAAACAGCAAAUUCCUAUCUGUGGAUGUUUGUACUCAUGGGAAAUCUAUUACGUGGAAUUGGGGAAGCACCAGUUAUACCACUGGGGAUUUCAUAUAUUGAUGAUUUUGCCAAAGAAGAAAACUCAGCAUUUUACAUAGGCAUGGUAAGAACAACUGGAAUGGUUGGACCUACCCUUGGCUAUCUGCUUGGAGCUUUCUGUGCCAGCCUGUGGGUUGACAUUGGAAGUGUGGAUCUGGAUAACAUAACCAUAAAUCCUAAGGAUACUCGUUGGGUUGGUGCCUGGUGGAUUGGAUUCUUAAUAUGUGGAAUAGUCAACUUUCUAUCUUCAUUGCCUUUCUGGUUCUUUUCUCAUUCCUUACCAAAAGAAGAAGAAAAAAGAAAUACAAAAGAGCUGAAUAUAUCAUCUGUAACUGCUCAAGUCGAUCACUCUGCAGUAGAGCCCCAAAGUCAACCAAAGUUAAAGUUCUCAAAGGCAGUAAAAGAUUUCCUACCAACUUUGAAGAAACUGCUGCGAAACCCAACCUUCCUGGUGUUCUUGCUCCUCACUAUUUUUCAGUACAAUUCUCUAGUUGCUUUGGGAACUUAUGAGCCAAAGUUUAUGGAACAGCAAUUCAAUGUAUCCUUGUCAAAUGCCAUCUUUCUAAUUGGUGUGAUACUUUUCCCCACUGCAAUUCUGGGGAUGUUUCUGGGAGGCUUUAUCACUAAGAAGUUCAAGUUGCUUGUAACAGGAAUGGCAAAGUUUUCAUGCAUCACUUUUAUUAUAUCAUAUCUUUUAAGCCUCCUGUACUUUAUGAGUGAUUGUGAGGUACUCCAGGUGGCUGGCUUAACAGUUUCCUACUCUGGAAUAAAACAAUCUGCCUCUCCAAAAGCAAGCUUAAUUGCCAGUUGCAAUUUUGACUGCAACUGUAUGUUGAAUCAAUGGGACCCUGUGUGUGGGGAUAAUGGAAUCACAUAUAUGACUGCCUGUUUUGCUGGGUGUAAAUCAUCAACUGGGUCUGGAAAGAAUAUGAUAUUUCACAACUGCAGCUGUAUGGAUAUUCAAAGCUCUGGGCUUAGCAAUUUCUCUGCAGUUUUGGGACAAUGCCAAAGGGAAAGCUGUACCAACAAAUUUCCCUACUUUUUAGUAUUACUGACUGCAUAUGCAUUUAUUUUGUCUGCAGUAAGCACGCCUACAUACGUCAUUAUAUUUAGAAUUGUUUCUCCAGACUUAAAAUCCUUUGCUGUCGGGACUGAAACUUUAAUCGGAAGGCUACUUGGUGGACUUCCAGCUCCUAUUUAUUUUGGUGCACUGAUAGAUCAGACAUGUUUGAAAUGGGGAACCAAGAGCUGUGGAGGAUCGGGGUCUUGCAGAGUAUAUGAUACAAAAGCAUUCAGAAAUGUCUAUCUUGGAUUCAUUUCUGGACUAAGGACAGCAUGCUGUUUUCUAUAUAUAGUGCUCUUCAUUUUAAUAAAGAAACAAUUUGGACCAGAUAGCAAGGAUGUGAAAAAUACAGAUGUACCAUAUGAGAAGGAGUCAGCUAGUGUUUGUACAAAGGAAACUUUUCCUUCUGCAAAAACUGUAGCGGAUCAUGAAGUAACAUGCAUGUGAAAGGGACAAAGGCAGUUUCUAACUGUAUGUUCAUGUUCAGGUUUUAUAAGCACAAUGUGGGGGUAAAUACUGAAAUCAAAGAUGGUUAAAAUUUUUAGAAUUUUGAGAAUAAAUGAC
Alligator sinensis (Chinese alligator) is the source of this 2394-nucleotide messenger RNA. Its product is annotated as solute carrier organic anion transporter family member 1C1-like. NCBI's taxonomy places the organism in Eukaryota, Metazoa, Chordata, Crocodylia, Alligatoridae. Gene Ontology annotation, biological process: bile acid and bile salt transport; sodium-independent organic anion transport; transmembrane transport. The record is from RefSeq and is a predicted model, not a curated record. Gene Ontology annotation, cellular component: membrane. Gene Ontology annotation, molecular function: bile acid transmembrane transporter activity; protein binding. The coding region runs from base 163 to 2277 and encodes 704 amino acids. The transcript is spliced from 15 exons.